Molecule: messenger RNA, 7401 nt
Organism: Hydra vulgaris (swiftwater hydra)
Lineage: Eukaryota; Metazoa; Cnidaria; Hydrozoa; Anthoathecata; Hydridae
Biological process (GO): cell surface receptor protein tyrosine kinase signaling pathway; multicellular organism development; positive regulation of kinase activity
Cellular component (GO): signaling receptor complex; plasma membrane
Molecular function (GO): transmembrane receptor protein tyrosine kinase activity; protein binding; ATP binding
Source: RefSeq, a predicted model, not a curated record
UUUUGGUUUAUUGAAAAUCUAUCAAGUAUAAGUAGUAGUAAAGGAAGAAAAGAACUAAGCAGAAAAGAAACAACUAAGAUAUGUUCAAUAAACAAGUUUUGAACUGCUAAUAAACAUCUGGCAAAUAUAUAUGUGUAUAACUAAACAAUGUUCAAUAAUCAAUUAUACUGGCAAAUUAUUGCUUGGAUGUUUCAAUUAUGGUUUUUGUUAGAUUCUAAUGUGGUUGUCUUUUCCACUGAUUUAAAUGCUAACUGUGGAAAUUAUACUAAUUUUACCAGUUUAUCUGGAAAAAUUCGUUUCCCGUCAAUUGGAGAAUAUUACUCAAAUAAUAUUGAAUGCAAAUGGGUGAUUGAUGUUGCUCCUAACAUACUUAGAGUUGAAAUCAAUGAUAUAGAUAUGGAAAUUGAAAGAGCCUGUAAAUUUGAUUACGUUGCUUUUUUUAAAAAUUCUUCAUACCAAAAUGAAAUUAUUCGAUAUUGUUCAAAUAAAAGCAUAGUUUUGUUUGGCGAUACAGGUAUACUGUAUAUUAAAGUAGUGACUGAUAGUAGUGUUAUUCGGUCUGGUUUUAAUCUAACUUGGAACAGCACAGCAAUAGAAAAUUUAGUUUUUGUUUCUCCCAAAAUCAAAAAUGAAACUUAUUUUUCCGAGAUAGCUUAUUAUGCUGAAAAAUCCAAUACAACAUUUAAAUGCGAAGCAAGUGGUACACCAGCUCCAUUUGUUUAUUGGGACUAUCCUGAAAAUUCAUAUGAAAACUGUAUAUUUAUUGAAAAUGGAUUUUAUUUAUCUUAUUUAAAAAUCAUCAAUUGUCUAGACUCUUUAUCUAAAACAUUUACAUGUCAUGCAACAAGUAUAACUGGAACAGAUGAAAAAAUGGUGGAUCUUAAAUUGUCAGAUUUAAAGGCAAACUGUGGUAAUUAUACUAAUUUUACUAAUUUAUCUGGAAAAAUUCGUUUUCCGUCAAUUGGUGAACAUUAUUCAAAUAAUAUUGAAUGCAAAUGGGUAAUUGAUGUUACUCCUAACAUACUUAGAGUUGAAAUACAUGAUAUAAAUAUGGAAUAUGAAAAAAACUGUGAAUUUGACUAUGUUGCUUUUUUUGAUGAUCCUAAAUACAAAAAUGAAAGCAGUCGAUAUUGUUCAAAUAAAUACCUCGUAUUGUACCGCAAAUUAGGUAUACUAUAUAUUAAAAUAAAGACUGAUCAUAUUGUUUUUCGAUCUGGUUUUACUCUAACUUGGAACAGCACGAUAGUAGGAGAUUCACAAGUUCUUGUUUCUCCCAAUAUCAAAAAUGAAACGUAUUUUUCUGAAGUAGCUUAUUACGCUGCAAAAUCAAAUGCAACAUUUAUAUGUGAAGUAAGUGGUUCACCGGCUCCUUUUGUUUAUUGGGAUUAUCGUGGAAAUUUAUCUGAAAACUGUAUAUUCAUUGAAAGCGGAAUCAAUUCAUCUUAUUUAAAAAUCAUCAAUUGUCAAAACACUUUUAUUGAAACAUUUUCAUGUCAUGCAACAAAUAUUGCUGGAACAGAUGAAAAAGUGAUGAAUAUUAUAUUGUUAGUGUCUCCCAAAAUCGAAAACGAAACUUAUUUUUCCGAAAUAACUUAUUAUGCUGGAAAAUCAAAUGAAACAUUUAAAUGUAAAGCUAGUGGUGCACCAGCUCCUUUUGUUUAUUGGGGUUUUCGUGGAAAUUUAUCUGAAAGCUGUAUAUUCAUUGAAAGCGGAAUCAACUUAUCUUAUUUAAAAAUCAUCAAUUGUCAAAACACUUUUAUUGAAACAUUUUCAUGUCAUGCAACAAAUAUUGUUGGAACAGAUGAAAAAGUGAUGAAUAUUAAAUUGUCAGUGCCUCCUAAAAUCAAAAAUGAAACUUAUUUUUCCGAAAUAACUUAUUAUGCUGAAAAAUCAAAUGCAACAUUUAAAUGUGAAGCAAGUGGUACACCAGCUCCUUUUGUUUAUUGGGUUUAUCGUAGCUGGUUUGUUGAAUUCUGUAUGUUUAUUGAAAACGGAAUUAAUUCAUCUUAUAUAAAAUUCAUUAAUUGUCAAAACACUAACAGUUUAACACUUUUAUGUAAUGCAACAAGUAUUGCUGGAACAGAUCAAAAAGUGAUAAAUAUUGCAUUGACAGAUUUAAAGGCAAACUGUGGCAAUUAUAAUAGUUUUACCAAUUUAUCUGGAAAAAUUCGUUUUCCAUCAAUUAGAGAACAGUAUUCAAAUUUUGUUGAAUGCAAAUGGGUGAUUGAUGUUGCUCCUAACAUACUUAGAGUUGAAAUCAAUGAUCUAGAUAUGGAAUUUGAAAGUUUCUGUAACUUUGAUUAUGUUGCUUUUUUUGAUGACCCUACAUACCAUAAUGAAAUUAGUCGAUAUUGUUCAAACAAAUACAUUGUUUUGUUUGGCAAAUCUGGUAUACUGUAUAUUAAAGUAGUGACUGAUGGUAGUAUUUUUCAAUCUGGUUUUACUCUAACUUGGAACAUCACAACAAUAGAAAAUUCGCAAGUUCCUGUUCCUCCAGAAAUUAAAAAAGAAACUUACUUUUCUGAAAAUAUUUUAAGUACUAUCUACUCAAAUCUAACAUUUAAAUGUGAAGCUAGUGGUACACCAGCUCCUUUUGUUUAUUGGGAUUAUCGUAAGAAAUUAUUAUCGUCAGAAAACUGUAUAUUCACUGAAGAAGGAUUCAAUUCAUCUAUUUUAAAAAUUAUUAAUUGUCAACAAUUUUUAAGUACAAUGUUUUCAUGUCAUGCAACAAGUGUCUCUGGAAAAGAUAAAAAAGUGAUGAACAUUACUUUGUCAGUUUUAGAGGCAAACUGUGGCAAAUAUACUAAUUUUACUGAUUUAUCUGGAAAAAUUCGCUUUCCAUCAAUUGGAGAACAUUAUUCAAAUAAUGUUGAAUGCAAAUGGAUGAUUGAUAAUGCUCCUAACAUACUUAGAGUUGAAAUGCAUGAUGUAGAUAUGGAAUAUAAAGACACCUGUGUAAAUGACUAUGUUGCUUUUUUUAAAGAUCCUAAAUACCAAACAGAAAUCAGUAGAUAUUGUUCAAAUAAGUACAUUGUUUUGUUUGGCGAUUCAGGUAUACUGUAUAUUAAAGUAGUGACCAAUUAUAAUGUUAAUCGAUCUGGUUUUACUCUAACUUGGAACAGCACAACAAUAGAAAAUUCACAAGUUCUUGUUUUUCCAAAAAUCAAAAAUGAAUUUUAUUUUUCUGAAAUAUCAUAUCAUGCAACCUACUCAAAUGUAACAUAUAUUUGUGAAGCUAGUGGUACACCACCUCUUUUUGUUUAUUGGGAUUACAGUGGAAGUUUAUCAGAAAACUGUAUAUUCAUUGAAAAAGGAUUCAAUUUAUCUAUUUUAAAAAUUAUUAAUUGCCAAGAACCUGUUGAGAAAAACUUUACAUGUCAUGCAAAAUGUUUCUUUGGAGAAGAUAAAAAAGAUAUAAAUAUUAACUUGUCAGAUGCUCCAACAGCUCUUAACUUUUCUGUCUUAUUUCCACGGACUAGCUCAUCGUUAAUUUUGAAAUGGCAAGCAAUUCCACCAAGUAAAUAUGGAGUAGAAGUUAGUAAGUAUAUCAUAGAAUAUUACAUCACAAAGCUAGGAAUAUCUAAUAAAACUCAAAUUGAAAUCCUUUCUAAUGAUACCAGUUGUAUGUAUAUGCAGCACAUUUUGAAUGGAUUAACUUCUGAAGAAUAUACUGUUAAAGUUUAUGGUAUCAACAUUUACGGAUCGAGCCCACCGUAUUUACAAAUGUGUAAUCCAUCUUAUGUUGAUUACAUUAACCAAAGAAAAGAAUUUUUUUUACCCUUAAUUGGAACAUUGAAUGUUUUAAAUAACGAGUACACUUUAUCUUUCAACAUAAAAGCUAAUCAUUCCCCUAAAGGUUGUAAAAGUAUUAUACAUUUAACCUUUGAAAAUGUUUCUGAAAGUUGCUCACAUGGUUAUUUAAGUAUUGGGUUCCACAAUGAUGAAUCUGGAAAGUUAUCCAUUAAUACUUCAGAAAAUGCUAAUAAUGAAAUUGUAACAGUAUCAAUUACUAUGGGGCAAUGGUCAAAUAUUAAAAUAUACCAACAAGAGCUUACUACAGGUCUUUUGUUUGUUGUUGAUUUAAAUGAUGCUAAUAUUUACAGAAAGCAUUUUUAUACUGUUUAUCAAGAGAAACAUCGGAAAAGUGUUAAAGUGUAUGCCAAUAAUUAUAUAUAUACCAAUAAUCUUUGGGAUUCUAAACAAAAUGGUUUUAUUUCUGAUCUUCUUGUUAUCAAUGGUAAAGUUGAUUAUAUAGUUGGCAAUGAUAAUACUUCUUUAGCACGUGGACAUAUAAUUGCUCAAAUACCAAUACUUGAGAAAGAAUUUUUAAUUUUGUUUGAUGUUUUUCCUCUAUAUUUUGGUAACACUUUCGGUAAUGUUAUUUAUAUUGAAAAUAUUGGAUAUAAAGAAUUUAACAACAAUGUCAUCUUAAAGAUUGACUUUAGUAAUAAUGGAGAACUUUAUAUUGAUUUUAAAAAUGUUGGAAAAUUUAUUACAAAACCAAUUGAACUAAAUAUGUGGUGUAAAAUAGAGAUUGUUCAAACAUUAAAAAAUUCUAAAUAUAUUUACAUGAUCAAAGUUAAUGAAGAAAUUGUUUUUUCUGAAAUUAAUGACAAUGCUCAAAGUUUUUUGAAUAUCAAAGUAUAUGCUUCUAGUUUAUGUGAUUUCACUCAUAAUGGUUUAAUAAAAAACUUUUUUAUCAAUAAUAGUCAAGACAAUGAACAUAAUGUUUUGGUUGCUAAAGAUUAUAUUAGUUAUAAAAAAGUAUUUACACCAACUCAAGGUUCAAUUAUUGGUUCAAUAAAAUAUUUGGAUAAUCAGUUCACUGUUUCUUUUAAUUUAAAACACACAACUAACUUUGAGGCUUCUAAAAAUAUUCUUAAUAAUGUACUCUAUUUAACCUCUGGCAAUAGUGAUACUGAUGAUAUAGACAACAAAGUUCUAAAAGUUGACUUUUGCAAUGAUGGCUCUGAUAAAUUAAAUAUUUAUUUUGCAGUAAAUGAUAUCAAGAAUAUUAAAGUUGAAACUGAUCGGCUAACUAUGAAUCAAUGGUGCAAUAUUAAAAUCUUCCAAAGAAAGCAGAAUGGUACUUAUUUGUUUGCUGUUGAUCUAAAUGGAAAAAAUAUUAAAAAUGCAACAAUUAAUGAUGGGAAAUCAUACUCUAAUAAAAUAAAAGUGUAUGCCUCUAAUCCUUGGGAUAUACCAAUAAAUGGUUUAAUUUCUGAUCUUCUGAUUGUUAACGGAAUUGCUGAGUAUCUUAUCAAUGAUAAUAUAACAUCAAUAGUAAGAGGAAAGUUGAUUGCUCACAUUCCAAAAUUAUACAAUGAAUAUUUUGUUUCAUUUGAUGUUUAUCCUCAAAAAUUUGGUGCUAUGCAAAAUGUUAUUGAUUUUACUAUUGGAUCUUAUUCUCAAAAAAAUAAUAACAGUAUUCUUGGGAUAUGGUUUGAUGAAAACAAUGUAAAAAGAGGGCUUCUCUGCAUAUCCUCUGUUAAUUUUAUAUUUUACCAAGAUUCGUGUAAUCAUUCAAGUCCAAUUGGUCAAAAUAUUUGGUCGAACAUUGAGGUACGCCAAACAAAGAUUGAUGCUAAUUAUUUAUACACAAUCAAAAUAAAUGGAGCAAUUAUUUUUUCUGAAAAUAUCAUCCAACCUAAAGAUUUUUAUCAUGUCAAUGUUUAUGCAUCAAAUACAUGGAGCAAGAGUACAAAUAGCUCAAUAAAAAACUUCUUUGUUGUCAAUGGCAAUGGCAAAGAAGAAGAAGUGGAAAAAAUUAAAGUUCUUUCAAAUGUAUGUGAUUUAUGUUUCAUAAAUGGAUGUAACACAGAUGAAAAUGGUUUUUCUUAUUGUGUAUGUCCAGUUGGUUAUAGUGGUGAUGGAUACACUUGUGAACCUGACUGCUCUGAUCUGUGUAAAGCAAAUCAACACUGUAGUGUAAAAAACAAUAAUGGAUUAUGUGCAUGUAAAGAGGGAUAUAUGUUGGACUCAACUGGUUUUUGUUCUGCUGCUUUAAAAGCUUCUAACCUUACUACAAUUCUGGUUUCUGUGUUGGUUGUCUUGAUUGUAAUUAUUAUUGUUGUUGUUGUUGUUGUUAUUGUUGAAAAAAAUCGUAGAAGAAAAGAAAUAUGGAAGAAUCAAGAUGCUUACACUUAUGAUAAUUAUGCGGAUUUCUAUAAAUCAGCACCAGAUGAAUGGGAAAUUUUUCCAGAAAGUUUAGUUUUUGAUAAGAAAAUUGGAGAAGGUGCUUUUGGAAAUGUCUUUACAGCAAAAAUCAAUGCAAAAAAUCUUUCUAAAACAAUGUUUGCUAAACAAUCUAAAAUUGUUUCAGAUGAUGUCAAAAAUGAUUUAAAUGUUGCUGUAAAAUUAUUAAAAGAUGUAGCAAAUCAUUCAGAAUUUGAAGAUUUUCGUGAAGAAAUCGAUCUAAUGAAAGAAAUUGGAUAUCAUAAAUACAUUGUCAACAUGAUUGGUUGUUCUAGAGUCAAAAGACCAUUGUGUUUAAUUCUUGAGUAUAUGGAAAACGGAGAUUUGUUGCAUUUCUUAAAAAGCAGACGUACUAAACUCAGAACUACUGAGGAAACUAAAAGUUUUAUGUACACAGAAAAUCCGCAACAUCUUGAGGUAACAAAAAUGGUACAAAAUGAAAUUCUGUCAUUAGAAGUAAUAACCCCUAAUGAUUUGCUUAGGUUUGCAUGGCAAAUAUCAUCGGGAAUGGAGUACAUAACAAGUAUUAAUCUAGUUCAUCGUGAUCUUGCUGCUAGAAAUAUCUUAGUUAGUGCUUCAAAAGAUGUAAAAAUAUCAGAUUUUGGAUUGACGCGUCAACUUAAUGAAAAAUUAGUUUAUGAAAGUUUUAAAAGUCGUCGUUUACCAGUCAAGUGGAUGGCAGUUGAAUCAUUAUUUGAUUGUAGUUUUACGUCACGCAGUGAUGUGUGGUCAUAUGGAGUUGUUUUGUUUGAAAUUGUUACGCUGGGAGGAUCGCCUUAUCCUACAAUAAGUAAUCGUGAACUACUAAAACUUUUGAAGUCUGGUUACAGGAUGGAUCGACCAGAAAAUUGUUCUCAACCUAUGUAUGAUAUCAUGGUACAGUGUUGGAGUGAUGAUCCUUUACAGCGACCAACCUUUACAGAGUUACGCAAGCUUUUUGAAGAAAUUAUUACUCAAGGUGACAGUUAUUUUAGUUUUGACAUCAACGAAGAAAAUAUUUAUUAUAACGUACCCUCAUUCCACAGCAUAUCGUCUGACGCAAGUGAUAUUUUGGAAGAAGAGUUUUUUAAAGCGUCUAUUCUAGAAUCAUCGGUCUAAGAAAUUUAAAAUAUAGUAACUUUUACUGAAGAUUCGAUCAAACUUUCACGAAAUUAAAGUUUAUAGUUUUAAAUGUCAUAUAUUAUAUGAUUUAUAUUUAUUGUGGUC